This is a messenger RNA of Carya illinoinensis, 1300 nucleotides long. RefSeq lists its product as uncharacterized. NCBI's taxonomy places the organism in Eukaryota, Viridiplantae, Streptophyta, Magnoliopsida, Fagales, Juglandaceae. The coding region runs from base 106 to 915 and encodes 269 amino acids. The transcript has 9 exons. The record is from RefSeq and is a predicted model, not a curated record.
ACAGAGAUCCUAUGUGGUAACAUUCAUCGGCAAAGGUGGGCGACUAGACGUGGCAGUACAUUGUAAAAGAUCAACGACAUUCGUAAAUGGCAACUAGUGUCGGAAAUGAAGGUGGGUAGGCGGUCAAAAGGGAUCGCGUUUGGCGUUCUCUGCAUCUCGCUUUGUCUACGGAUAGUUCAGGGCUAUAAAGAAUCUGAAACCAUGCGAACUCUUAAGCUGGAGCAGGGAGAUUCUCAUGAGGUGCAUUGUUCAAGAGAAAGGAGCCAGGCAGCAUGGAAGAUAAUUGAGGAGUAUCUAAUGCCCUUUGUGGAGAAAGAACGAUAUCAGAUUUCAAGAAGGUGUAGGCUUCACCCAGACAACGACCUUUACAGAGAUCAGGAACAGCACAAGAUCCACGUUGAUUUAAAUGAAUGGCAAUGUGGAUACUGUAGGAAAAGGUUUUAUACGGAGAAAUACCUUGAUCGGCAUUUUGACAAUAGGCACUAUGACUUGCUGAAUAUGAGUCACAGCAGGUGCUUGGCAGAUGUAUGUGGUGCAUUGCAUUGUGACCUUGUGAUGGAUUCCAUGCCUCGCAAAACUAAGUGCAAUCCUGCUGCUGCUGCAAGGAAUCAUCAUCUGUGUGAGAGCCUGGCUGAUGGUUGUUUUCCAGUCAAUCAAGGUCCCUCAGCAAGCCAUCUUCAUGAAUUUUUCUUGCGACAAUUCUGUGAUGCUCACACUUGCACUGGAGGUCAGAAACCCUUCUCUAGAGGGCACAGGAAGACUAGGAGUAUAUUCUACCUUUCUAUUUCCGUUCUGACUCUGGUGCUGUUGCCACUUUUCUAUAUCUUCAUUUAUAUGCACCAGAGGGGAAUAAAAGGGGGGACAGUAGAGCUGAAGCGCAUCUCAAAAGGUGUGAGAAAGAAAAAGGCCUCUUAGUUGGUGAAGUUUUCUGUACGAGGACCAUGAAUGGCACUCGAUUCUUUUUCUAUUGAUGGUUUAGAGAGAGAGAUUGCUUAGUCCAAGGGUCUCUAAUAUUAAAGCAUUUCUUUGCCGCUAGGUGCAUCAGAUAAUAUUGGUCGUCGAGUCCCAUGUAUUUCAGUAAAGAAUUAAUAGUAUAUGUAUAGGAUAAUCUUGCUACUCUCGUGGUCCAAACUCAUAUUUUCGUGCUAAUCCUUUAGGUUUUAUAACGUAGGUUUUAUCAAACUAAAAUAGUACUCGAGACGGGUGGGUAGUAGUUAUCAUAUGAGUAAAGAAGACUUUGGCCUUCUUUGGAAGAAAACAAUGAUGAGCAUAAAGUAAUGGCAGUUUACUUCAUAGACAA